AUGAACAACGAAGAGCUUAGUGAGUUAGUUAAAAAGUUUCAGGCUAUCCAAAGACAGGAAGUCCCAAACCAAAUUGGUGAACGCAACGUUGUUGAGAUUAUCAACGUUUUACGAAAGAAGAAACUAGUUGAUCUCCUCUACACUGUUGAUGGUAAAGAAUAUCUUACCUGGGACCAACUUCGACGUGAAGUUGUAGAUGAGAUUAUUGUUAGUGGUGGACGCAUGAACGCUGUUGACCUUCCUAGUAGUUUAAACGUUCAUUUUACUUUUAUUGAGCGUGUACUUCCGGAGGUUCUUGCGGAACCCACCAUCCGCAUGGAGAGCGGAGAACUCAUUACGGAUGAGUAUCUAGACUCCACGGUUCGUGCUGCGGCGGAGGUGCUUGAGGAACGUGGAUUUCUUUCCAUUGCCGACUUUGCCAAGACCCACCAGUUCACGUCCGUCUUUGCCCACGGGCUCCUCACGGGGGCGGUGGGAUCCGGCCGGCUGCGGGCCGUACUGGAGGGAGGGGCGCUCUACACCCCGCGGUUCGUGCGGGCGCAGAAAGUCAUCCUGCGGGCGGCCCUCAUGGCGGCCACCCGCCCCGUCCGCAUCCCCGCCGUCGUCGCCACCCACAAUCUCUUCGCGCCCCUCGCAGAUGUCGUUGCAGCGGCAGUCGCCAAAGAACUUCCGGGGCGUCUUGACGGCGACGUGUACGUCCCAGCAUACUUCGAAGCCGAACGUGCAGUGCAGGUGGAGAACGUUUACAUCUCCAAUGGAUACAUCGAGUACGCCACUCUGCAGCAACAGGGCAUCGCUCAACCAAGGGAGUUUCUUCUCGCACGGUAUAAUCCAACCCCCAACCCACGACAGCAAACCGCAGAACCGCAGAAGAGGCGUGGACGAAGAAAUCAGACCACCACAAACAAUAAGAAUAAUACUAACAAUAAUGAUGACGAUUCGGCUCCAGUGACCCGAAGCGAAAGUCAUCCCAAUGCUGGGCACGCACUCUCCGCCUGCUUUGUUGCUGACCGCCUUCUCGCCAAUUUGGUGGCAUUUGAGGACCUUGUGCAGGGUGAUGCAGUCUCGCUUGACCUGGCCACACUCCUACCGCUUGCGGUCGAUAUGGAGCGGGAUUUUGACAUCCUACUGAAACGGUUACGCGAACUGCAUCCAAUUAUUCUUUCCUGCAUCGUCCUAGAAGGUGGUGUGUUUAUUCAUGAAUCAGCUCAGUCCAUUGUGAAGGAGCGAUUGCGUUCUUCCUUUGCCGAGACCCUCAAGAAAGGAGGUAAAAAAGGAGGAAAAAAACCACAGAGCGGCAUUGCAUUUGGAGAGGAACAAGAACAAAUACUUUUGCGCGUUAUAUCAGAUGUUACAGGUUUAUCAGAAGAACAGUACCGUUACGCUCUUGAGGAGCUCAGUUCCCAAUGGAAAGACUUAGCUGUGGAAAUAUACGAGGAGCUAUUAGCUGCUGUUGAUCAGAAUGCAUCAGUAGACCUCAAACGUAUGCGAUCGAAACUUCAGACUUCAUUAGGUGCAGCAUGGGUUGAUAUGGUAGUGGCUGCGAAGGGAGUUUCUUGGGCUGCAUCACAACUGGAUGAAACUGCUUCUCUUGCAAUCAAUCGUCACUUGUUAACAACUCGCGCCUUACCCAUGGUACGUGAUAUUUUGUUGAAUGAAAGCUUAGAUGUUCCUGAACUGUAUGAGCGUAUUUCUGAUAUUUUCGCGGUGGAGCAAAAGGAUCAGCAACAGCAACAACAACAACCAACAAUCGCCAUGCUCCAGAAGGCAUUACGCACUUUUCCGGAAACUCAGCGUCAGUUACUUUUGCCUAUUGUAGAGGCAGUAAAUGGAAAGUCUGUGGAAAACUUUUCAACUCUCUUGCAAGAAAUGUGCUCUACUGGCAAAAUUGCUGUUUCUUCUUUUCAUCCACCAAAUAAAAAAACUGAGAGGGAGACGCUUGCAGGGUUAAAAGCGGCAUUAGUAGAUCGGGUUAAGAGUGAAAUUUUUACCAACGAUGUGACAAGAAGCGCGUCUCUUUUCUCGUCUCUCUGCAGUCUUCUUGUUCAGAGUCAGUUUCACGUUUACAUUGAAAUCCCAGGGAAAGCAGUUGCAAGUGUGGUAGCGCGACUAGUCAAGGAGAGAGAAUCAGAUGCUGAUCGUCUGCAGGAGUGUCUGCACCACAUCACGGGUGCAAUCAGCGGGGGAGAACUAUCUGAAGAGUCUCUCGCAAUUCUUGAGCAGCUUCGCCAGGAGUCAAUAGAAGGAGCAUGA
Molecule: messenger RNA, 2253 nt
Organism: Trypanosoma theileri
Lineage: Eukaryota; Euglenozoa; Kinetoplastea; Trypanosomatida; Trypanosomatidae
Exons: 1
Coding region: 1-2253 (750 amino acids)
Biological process (GO): regulation of proteasomal ubiquitin-dependent protein catabolic process; protein K69-linked ufmylation; response to endoplasmic reticulum stress
Cellular component (GO): endoplasmic reticulum membrane
Molecular function (GO): UFM1 ligase activity
Source: RefSeq, a predicted model, not a curated record